AAAACUCUCGGCAUUGUGAAUAGCAUUUCCACAAUUCAUUGAAAAAAGGCAACGCUUUGGGGUUAUGACUGUAACUUACAUGAUCCCAUUUCCGCCUGGCGAUCAAAUUGUAAUGGAUUGGGACCACAAGCUGGACAUGUCGCUCUUCCUGCCCGUGGGCAUGCUCGUCAUAGUUAUUCUCUAUAUGCUAUACAAGGGCUGGGAGCAGAUGGCGCCAAUGAUGGCAUCGCCGGUUGAAGAGCCCAUAAUGCAAUUGCAGCAGCAUUGGCGCUUGGAUGAGCAGGCACGCGAGGCAUACAAGAGCUACAUCUUCCGACGCUGUCUGGCCCAAUUGGAUGCAGCGCUGAGCUUGCGCCCAGCCCCAGGUGAGGAACUAAAUGCUUGCAUGCGUGCCCGGCUAGAUGCGGAGCAGGCGGUGCGUUUAUUUUGCGUGGAAAUGCGCAAGGUAUUGCAUCCGGAGCAGCAGCUGGAUGAGCUGGUGGCUAAUGGGCAUGGGUUUUAUGUACCCGCCGAGCAGCAGGCGCAGCUUGCUGACCUCGGCUAUGGCAAUUUGCAUGUGGAGUUAAGCGAUGAAUUCCUAGAAAGUCUUGUCAAUCCCAAAUGCGCCCACAAUGAAGACAACAAAUGCAAAUAAGAAACAAAUUAAGUUUUCUAAAAUUAUGUGCUAUGUGCUGUGAGUUUUUCUGGCAAAAAAUCAAACGGAAAUUCAUGUUAACAACAGAAAAAAGAAUUUAAUGGAAGUAAAUAAUGUAAAUAAAUU
Drosophila busckii is the source of this 760-nucleotide messenger RNA. RefSeq lists its product as uncharacterized. The record is from RefSeq and is a predicted model, not a curated record. The transcript has a single exon. The coding region runs from base 65 to 634 and encodes 189 amino acids. NCBI's taxonomy places the organism in Eukaryota, Metazoa, Arthropoda, Insecta, Diptera, Drosophilidae.